Molecule: messenger RNA, 423 nt
Organism: Botrytis fragariae
Lineage: Eukaryota; Fungi; Ascomycota; Leotiomycetes; Helotiales; Sclerotiniaceae
Exons: 1
Coding region: 1-423 (140 amino acids)
Source: RefSeq, a predicted model, not a curated record
AUGUCAAACCUUUUCCACCCAUAUGAUCCCGCGUUAUGGGGGACCGGGAUUCCAAAGCCUUCAAAUUCCCUAGGUCAGGACAAAGAUCAAGAUCAAGCGCAAAAUGAGGAGAAUAAGAAGGACAAGGAAAUUGAGGAUAAGAAAAUUGAGGAUCGAAAAGCUUGGGAACAGAUUAAAACACAAGUAGAUGUUUUAGGAGAUAUAGUGAGGAGGAUUAGACAGAAGGAUGAGAUGAGUUUGCAGGGGCUUAAGAGGGAACUGGAGGGGAUAGAGAGAAUUGUGGGGAUGUUGGGGAAGUUGUGUAGGGAUAUGUUGGGGGAGGAGUUAGAGGGGGGUGAGGAGGAUAUCGAGGAUGAGGCGGAUCAGAUAGACAAACUCCGGAGACAUGGGAGACGGCAGAGAUGGGAAGAUGAGGGAGACUAA